Heterostelium album PN500 is the source of this 1905-nucleotide messenger RNA. RefSeq lists its product as uncharacterized. NCBI's taxonomy places the organism in Eukaryota, Evosea, Eumycetozoa, Acytosteliales, Acytosteliaceae. The transcript is spliced from 3 exons. The coding region runs from base 1 to 1905 and encodes 634 amino acids. The record is from RefSeq and is a predicted model, not a curated record. Gene Ontology annotation, molecular function: protein binding; zinc ion binding.
AUGUUUAGUUUAUUAAUCACAAAUCAAGUGUUGUGUACAGACCACAAUGAAAUUUUUAAAUUUAUUUGUUUUGCUUGUAAUAAAUUAUUUUGUUCGCAAUGUGUUACAGCGCACACCAGGCAUUAUCCACUUCAUUCCUUUCAAUUUGAACAUGUCUCUGAUUUAAAAUUAAAUCUAACCUCAUCAAAGAGUAGUUUUAAAAUAGAUAGAGAUAUUAACAAUAACAAUAAUGACAAUAACAAUAAUAACAAUAACAACAAAAAUAAUAAUAUCAUUAAUAUUGAAAAUCAAUAUUCUAGUAGUUCAGUAAUACAAAAUAAGAUUAUUCAGUUGUGGGAUCAACUCAAAAUUCUUUCCACACUUGACCACUCCUCAAAUUUGGUCUAUACUAAAAUCCACAAUUUUUUUGAAUCUCUCCACCAAGCACUAAUAUUGGAAGAGCAAAGGUUGAAAAGAAACCUCAAUCAUGUUACGGAUCCAAUCGAGCCAAAAGUGGAGAUGUUGUUGAAAGAGUUAGUCCAAUUAAUCAACAUCUUGAAUAUCAAUAAUUACAAACAGCCCCAACCCCUACAAUUGAGCCUAUCAGAAGAUUCCCAAGACUCAGAAGGUUCUGAAGACUCUGAUGAAUAUUAUAGCUUUGCCGAUGACGUUUCCAAUAAUCUUGUAGACCAAACCAAAUGCUUCCAAACCCAAGAGAUCAUGAAAUCUAUUGUGGAUUCCGAAAACUUCCAAUCAUUUUAUCAAUCAAAUAUUUUCACAAUAUUUAAUCAUAAAGAUCAUCCAAACAAUAAUGUUUUUAAUAUUAGACGACCCCAAUAUAAUAGUAAUGAUGAUCUAAAAUUAGAUUUAUUGGUUCAACACAAUAGUAUCUUUAAAUCAACUGAAGACUCUUUCAAUUCCAAUGUUAUAUUGGACUUGGAAGUUGGAAUAUAUGAUUUUUCAAUUUUAAAAAAAUCAAUUGGCAAAUCAAUUCAACUGAAUAUAAUUAAUAACGAAAACAAUAAUCAAACUUCUUCAGAACCAUCAUACACCUAUCUAUUUUCACCUCACAAGAAUAAAACAGCAACAAUUUUCAACCUUUCUCUGGGUACAUCUGAAGAGGUUCCAAUAUUUGAUUGUUUGUACAUGACAUUCAGUGCUUGUCUUACCAUUGGAGAAUACAUAUAUAUAUUCGGUGGCUACACUAUCAACUUUUUCUUCCGUUUUUCAAUUCGAACCAAAAAAAUUGAAAAAGCAGAUAUGAAAGGUAUAAGAGGUGGUUUUGGAACUUCUAUUUGUUAUGAUGGUCUACAGUACAUUUAUAUUUUGGAGGGUCAGAAUCCAGAUCAAACCUCAAGAAUUGACCGUUAUGACAUUCUUAAUAACGAAUUCGAAAGAUUUGGAGUGUUGAAAAAUCAUAUUUUUCAUGUGUUAUCAAUCUAUUACAAAGAGAUGAUCUAUACAUUCCCAAGUAACAAGAAUGUAAUGAUCAGAUUCUGUCCACACACUAAAUCAAUCGAAGACUCUAAAUCAGGAUGUACCGAUGGUAAUGGAAAUGCUUAUAUCCUAGCGCAAGAUGGUAGUUUUAUAAGGUACAAUAUAGAAUUCAAACAAUUCAAUAGGCUUCAAAGUAUGCCAAGGAAUGAACAUGUAUACACUUCAAUGGUAUUUCAUAAAGUAUCGGAUUACGAACACAAUAUCUAUUAUAUGGGUGGAACAAUUCAUAAGAACUAUAAGUAUUCAAUUGAGGAAAAUGAAUGGACAAAAAUUUUUAAAGGUGAUCACUCAACUACAACUGGUAAUUCGAUCUCAACAACUGGUGGGGAAAUAAACAAUGAUAACACUUUUACAAUAACAGGUGGUAUCACAGGAAAUGAUGUUUCCACAACAGGUUCUAUUGGUACUAGUUUAAGAUAUAAUUUUUAA